AUGUACACUCAAAUCCAAGCCAAUCAUAGCUUUCAAUUCCUCAAUAAUCAGCCAUUUCAGUUUUAUAAUAAUGCUCAAACUCCAUUAUAUCAACACCAAUCUCAUUUGCAACAAAUUCACCAAAUACCUCAGCUGCAAAACCAAGUACUACUACUACAACAACAACAACAGCAGCAACAACAACAACAACAACAACAACAACAACAACAACAACAACAGCAACAACAACAGCAGCAGCAAAUUCCCUUACAACAGUCUGAUAUGGUCCUUCCAUCACAUAUCUCUUCCUCUUCGUCUUCUUCGAUAGGUGAUCAAAUCCCACCACAAAUUACUAAUGAAAAUUAUUAUUUGCAGACUUCAAGUGUCGCGCGCAAUAAUCCUGCAUCUUACAGCUAUAAUUCGGAAAGUUCCAAUUUGCAGCAAUUACCCCAGAGCGAGUCCAAAAUCGGAGUACCUCCUCCAGUUUUAAUAGAAAAAUCAUCCGAUAUGUCUACAGGACAAUUUCCAAUAGACCAAUCCAAAUAUUUGACACCCUCGUUACCGCUUUUGAACCCACUACAAAGAAGCUCAGCAAAUCAACUUUUUCUACAGCCUCUGCAACUGCAACAACUACACCAACAAGCACAUGAGCAAUUGGCUUCUUACACAAAGAAUGAUGGCCAAUUUGCGAUGAUUUAUACAAACCACUCCAGGGCUAAUGACACGCUAUCAUUUCCACCUCCGUCAGGAUCAAUGACUUUAGAAAAAAAAGAACGCAAAAGAAGACAUACAACCACAGUCUAUGAUAUGACACCGGAAACAGCUGAGAGGAAUAGGUGUCGCAUAUGCGGGAAGCAAUUCAAGCGUCCUUCAUCUUUGCAAACGCACUAUUACUCGCAUACCGGCGAAAAGAUAUUCAAAUGUCCUUGGCAAGAGUGUGGUAAACUAUUUUCAGUCAAAUCCAAUAUGACUAGGCACUACAAAUUACAUGAAAGAGAUUUGAAAAAAGUCCAAUAUACAGAACUAGAAAGUAACAAUUUCCAAACACAAACUUCCACAAACUCAUAUCUUAUUCAAAACUCUCGGGAGUUUCUGAAUCAACUGCAGCAAUCGAUACUCGGUAAUGAGUCUCUACGGUCGCCCCAUUCUUAA
Molecule: messenger RNA, 1131 nt
Organism: Lodderomyces oxycetoniae
Lineage: Eukaryota; Fungi; Ascomycota; Pichiomycetes; Serinales; Debaryomycetaceae
Exons: 1
Coding region: 1-1131 (376 amino acids)
Biological process (GO): regulation of transcription by RNA polymerase II
Cellular component (GO): nucleus
Molecular function (GO): RNA polymerase II cis-regulatory region sequence-specific DNA binding; DNA-binding transcription factor activity, RNA polymerase II-specific
Source: RefSeq, a predicted model, not a curated record